This is a messenger RNA of Pogonomyrmex barbatus (red harvester ant), 3419 nucleotides long. RefSeq lists its product as uncharacterized. NCBI's taxonomy places the organism in Eukaryota, Metazoa, Arthropoda, Insecta, Hymenoptera, Formicidae. The record is from RefSeq and is a predicted model, not a curated record.
CGCUCUCGCGGUGGCGAACCUCAACACACGUCCGCCGCGAAUUUCGCGCUGACAGUACUUUCGGUCGGCGUCCGCUUGAUCGCGCGGGUGACCAAGUGGUCCGCCAGUGUCUUGUGCAACUGUGUGCCUCGCUACCGGAGAAAAUCAAAUAAAGUGCGUUGGAUAUGGUGGUCAUGACGGAUGUCGCGCCGAUGUUUUCUAACGGUACGAUUUCACAAGUGCCCGGCAAAACUGUAUAAGAAAGCUUCGACGCGUUUUGCAACGUUCAUAUGGAAACACGUAGGAGGAUGCUUGAAAUGGCACUGUCUAUCCUAUUAAAGAGACUGUUGACGAUAGGAGGUCUUCAAGAUACGUCUUCGACUCGAAACUGGGAAUUAAUCAAACGAACUUGUGAUUAAAUGGACCCAACGGAUGGUUAUCAAGCGGAUUGUAGGAUCACAACUUUACGAGAUAGACAUUUGAUUCCGGAUUUGGGAAACUCCUGUAUUUUGUGAAUGCGUUUCUUAUUAAUGAAAUGUAAAUUACGAGCAGUGCAAACUUAUCGUGUCAAAAAUAAUUCAUAGUGUAUCUUUGUCGUGCAACGUUUAUAAGAGUGUGUAAAGCUUAUAACGGGGGGCAUCAAAACCAUCAUCGAGUGACGCGAAAAAGGCAAUAAUAAUUCAAAACACAGACCGUCUGAUUUGCAUCGAGAAUCGCGACUGAUGCGUCACGAGACAAGAUGAACGUCGUCAGAUUCAAGAUGAUCAGCUAUUCAACGAUCAGUUUUGUGAUCCUCUGGGCCACUCUGUCGUCGGGCAGUUUGUCGACCGGAGAGUUGCUGGAAUGUCGGGCGAACUUGACGGCGGUGAUCAAGAACGACACGAUGUUCCUGGGGAAGGUGCGCCAGUCGGACUACAUCUUCACCGGAAAAGUCAAGGAACUGCGACACGGGCGGCUGUUACACGCGCGUGUCAAGAGGGCGAUAAAGGGCACGUUGAACGCCACCGUCGAUCUCGUCGUGAACGAUACCUGUAGCUGUUACAUCAGGCGCGGUUACACCGGCAUCUUCAUGGCACGUCGCGGCGACGUAGGAAAGAUCGUGAUGCACUUCGGCCCUGUGCCACUCACGCUCGCCAAUCUCGACAGGCUGAACGCCGCCGUCAGAGGUGAGUCGUUGAAACAAUCGUAUUUGUCAUCCGCGAAUUUUUUCCGGGACUAAUGGAAACCCUUGCGGUAAGACCGCUCCUUGAUUUACGAGCUCGGGAUAUGAAUGUGCAGGUGGAGGUUCGGUAAAGGUGUCGGGACUGAGUUAUUAUCUGAAAAAUAUGUUUUCGCGGAAACUUCGGAUUAAAUUGACAAAGAGCCCAAGUUUUCAACGUUACGAAUUGCGCCCCCAAAGGCGUGAUUUAUAUCGGCAUUACGGGCUUUUUAAGAAACGACGUCCGCCAGCCGAAUUUCUUUGAUCGAUACUUAGACGGGAGCAAGGAUGACAUAAUUGCAUCUGCAUCUGUGUGUCGCGUGAUAAUAAAUAUUUGGUCUGCUUUCGUAGCGUCUAAUAUUUAAAAGUGUUAUCUUCUAAUCGUUUAUUAUAAACUAAGAAGAUUAGCGGCUGUGUGAUUAAACGUUAAGUUUACUUUAAUAUAUUUGCACAUAAUGAGACCCUCUGAUUACCAUAAUUCUUUCUAACAAUAAGGAAGAAUGUUCUCUCUUUCCUGGUUCGAUAUAUAUCCAGCUCUAAUACGGGAAUUCUCUUGUAGAGUAAGCCUGAUAUUUAUGUCUACAUUCCAUUUAGACUAGCCGAAAGCAACGUAUUCUCGUUGCGGAGGCGAGUAAGAGGGGAGAUUACUCGUCGUACCACCUUCUUACCGCCCAAUUGAUCUUCGCUUCUUAAUUGCAAUUAACCUCGAACCUCGAACGUAAUUAUAACGGAAUUAAAUUAAAAUGCUAUGAGGGAUGAGCGCGCGGACGCUGGUAAUGAGAGCGGAUAAAGAAAAGUUAUCUUUCCAUCUCGAAAUUAAAUCGCAAAAAUUUCCUACUUCUUGCCUUAGACUUUUCGCGAUUGCGGAAGGAAGUGCACGUCGCUCAGGCAAGUUUGUUUCAUUGGGGAGAAAGUUUCGGCGAACGGAUUAAUGAGGAGUUAUAUCCAAGAUUGUUAAAGAUAAUCUCGUUUCAAUGAGCGGACGUAAUUUGCAAGAAAGAAUAUCUCACGAGAAAAUAAUAUUGAUUCUAUCGCAGGUGAGGCUCUGAUAACCUCGGCUCUCUUUAAAACAGCCGUUACCGGCCGUCACGUAAUAUUUAUUCGGUGUCAUUCCGAGAGCCAUAUCGUCGUAUAUUAACGCCGCACUUUAUACGGCAAUAAAAGCAACGGAUUGCUGGUAGCUAUUAGCUAGCAGGUCGACAAGAACAAGAAGGACGCAAGGAAUAUCUAGCAAGGACUCUCCGGGAAACUUUUGGCGGAAUUGUAGGAUUCUAACCCGGUUCAGUUAAUGGCAGCAGCGCGGUCUCGUGUAGUUUAACCUAGCCUAACUUAUCCUUAGAUUAGUUCAACGGACCGUGUACUUGUUCACUGGCCCCACCUUACCGGCAGCUCGCUACUAAAUGCUAUCUAUAAUCAUGCAGCUCUGGUAGUUGCACAUUAUACAAGACGUGCCUACAAAUAGCUGCUCUUGUCGGCCGUCCUCGAAACAAUGUACACUUAAAAAGCUGCGACGCGUAAUAUUUUAGGAGAAUUUCUUAUCGAAACAUUGAUAUUUAUAAUCAAUUUUUCCGUAUCUAUAAUCAUUUCCUGCAAUUUUUUCUGCCGUGAUUUAAAAAUGCAGUUUUUAAGACAAGAAGAAAUUUUUAUUCUUACAUGCAAAUAGAAAAAUAAAAAUGUAUAUAUAAUUAUCUCUUUCUUCCCGAGAUAGACAUAUCGUUCUAAAGAUGAUUAGCGGUCUUGAUUAAUAGAUUUGGUUAUUAAACGUUAGUAUUCGGGAUUUGGUGAAACGUGCGUCACGACGUGGCGAGCGUACGUGAUCUUAAUUCUCGGUGCACGGGUGACAUUAACUUCCAAUCAUGUACGCGUCAGUAUUUACCGAUUCCCGAGGUUCGUCUCACCCUCCAAGAGGUACAUACAUAACGCCCCUUUGAUGGAGGUAGUAUCUAUAGCGCACCCCCGUCGUGAGCCAGUGAUGUGUACUUAAGGAAUCGACGCCAAAUAUAAUUACCGGUUUCGUCCGUUUGCCUCUAGCAAACACACCCCCAGCUAAUACAGUCAAACACAUCGCUAUCGCCACUUCCUCUCCUCCGUUCGAUCGUCCUGAAACCUCAGCUUGCGGCGUCGUGCAAUAUGUCCUAAAUUGGACUGUUAUUCACCGCUCAUAUUUACAGUUCAAAAUAAUAGUAAUGAUAACAUGUAGCAAUCUGUAAUAAUUAAUACACCAUAACGGCGAAAGCCUGUC